Messenger RNA from Lottia gigantea (owl limpet), 1275 nucleotides. RefSeq lists its product as hypothetical. Lineage: Eukaryota; Metazoa; Mollusca; Gastropoda; Lottiidae. The record is from RefSeq and is a predicted model, not a curated record. The transcript has 6 exons. Bases 1 to 1275 code for a protein of 424 amino acids. Gene Ontology annotation, molecular function: protein binding.
AUGGCCUCCGAAAAUGACAACGAUGUUGAAAUGAACGAAGAAGAAAAUGGAUCAACUAGCAAACCUAAACGUCAAGUUUAUUUGCCAGGAGAUGAAAUGGAAGAUGGAGAACAGUUAGUUUGUGAUGAAUCAGCUUAUCACUUGUACCAUCAGGCCCAGACAGAUUCACCCUGUUUAAGUUUUGAUAUAUUGAGUGAUCAUCUGGGAGAGAAUCGUGAAGAAUACCCCCAUACCUGUUAUAUGGCUGCUGGUAGUCAGACUGAUGGUAUUAAAACUAAUAAAAUAAUUGUGAUGAAGAUGAGUAAUUUAAAUGAAACUAAGAAGAAAGAUGAUGACGAUGACAGUGAUGAUGAUGAUGAUGAAGAUGAUGAUCCAGAAUUAGAAACUGCUACAGUCAAACAUGAUGGUUGUGUCAAUAGAAUAAGGGUAAGUAUACUAGGUGAGAAGAAUGUUGCAGCUACCUGGUCAGAGAAGGGUAAAGUUUAUAUCUGGGAUUUAACCAGACCAAUUAAUGCUUUAAACAGUUCAGAUGUGAUGGGUGAAUACACUAGAACACAAGAAUCUCCACAACCUAUACAUGUAUUUAAAGGUCAUAAAACUGAAGGUUAUGCUUUAGAUUGGUCCAAACUAUCACCAGGUAAACUAUUAUCUGGUGACUGUAAGAAAGAUAUACAUCUAUGGACACCAACAGCUUCAGGGUGGGAUGUUAGUAAACAACCUUUUUCUGGUCAUACUGAUUCUGUAGAAGAUAUUCAAUGGUCUCCUACAGAAGAUAAUGUCUUUGCAUCUUGCUCUGUUGAUAAAUCAAUAAGAGUAUGGGAUUCGAGAUCAGCACCAAAAACUGCCUGUAUGUUAACUACAAGGAAAGCUCAUGAUAGUGAUAUCAAUGUGAUACAUUGGAAUAAAAAUGAUCCAUUUAUUGUGAGUGGUGGAGAUGAAGGAACUAUUAAAGUUUGGGACCUCAGACAAUUUCAGCAUGGUAAACCAGCAGCAUUAUUCAAACACCAUAAAUCAGCCAUAACAUCAGUUGAAUGGCAUCCUACUGAUUGUUCUGUAUUUGCUGCAUCAGGAGAAGAUAAUCAGAUAACAUUAUGGGAUCUAGCUGUAGAGAGAGAUGGAGACAAUAGUCAGGAACCAGAUAUCCCCCCUCAGUUACUAUUUAUACAUCAAGGACAAACUGAGAUUAAAGAACUGCACUGGCAUUCUCAAAUACCAGGUGUGAUUAUUAGUACUGCUAUUAGUGGUUUUAAUGUGUUUAGAACAAUCAGUGUGUAA